Desarmillaria tabescens is the source of this 1701-nucleotide messenger RNA. Its product is annotated as esterase 1. NCBI's taxonomy places the organism in Eukaryota, Fungi, Basidiomycota, Agaricomycetes, Agaricales, Physalacriaceae. Bases 1 to 1701 code for a protein of 566 amino acids. The record is from RefSeq and is a predicted model, not a curated record. The transcript is spliced from 11 exons.
AUGCGCGGACUGGACCAACUGUCUGCGUUCACUUUGCAGUUUCUCUCAUCAUUUCAGGUUCACUCAGCUCCUGAAGUCCGGCUUCCUGGUUCUACAUUCAUUGGAAAGGAAAUCCUUUUCGAUGGAGCUCAUCAAGAGUUCUUUGGGGGCAUACCAUACGCAGAGCCACCAGUCGGCCCAUUGCGACUGAAAGCUCCGGUUGCGAAGACGGAUAUCCAAGCUAAACAUAAUAUCAUUGACGCAAGUGAAUACGGAUACUCGUGCAUACAACCUCACAUGGUAUCUGAAGACUGCCUGACUGUUAACAUUCUUCGUCCUGCGGUUCUUCCCGAGAACGCUUCGUUACCAGUGAUGUUCUGGACGUACGGUGGCGGCUUCAGCGCAGGAACGUCAUCCUUCUAUAACGGCAGUGCUAUUGUCGCCAGAAGUAUCGCCAGAGGCACGCCUAUCAUCUAUGUAGACUUCAACUACCGCCUUGGACCUUUAGGUUUCCCGCAAGGAAGCGAGGCUGCUUCAAGAAGAUAUCUGAAUCUCGGAAUGAAGGAUCAGAUGAUGGCGCUGGAAUGGAUCAACAAAAAUAUUAUGCAUUUCGGUGGGGACAACAAAAAGGUGACCAUCUUUGGGCAGAGCGCGGGAGGAGUUAUGAUAUCUGUCCUUCUCUUGCAACCACACAUCUCAAACCUGGCAGCUGGUGCGAUUAUUCAAUCAGGAGCGGCGGCAGCUCUUCCCUUCUUCCCCGCGGAGCGUAACGAACAGGUUUGGAAUACCUUUGUCUCGUUCGUUCCAGGAUGCAGCUCCUGGGUCGGGACCUCGUUCUCAGUGAAUUGUCUACGUAAAGCUAAUUCGUCCGCCAUUAUGGAAGGCAUGCGGGAAUUAUACAAAGAUCCUAGAGCAAGCAAUGAGCUCUGGUUCUCUCCGAAUGUCGACGGCGAAGGGGGACUGGUUCCCGAUCUCCCGAGCCGACUUCUCGACAAUAUUCGACUCCCCUUUAUCGCUGGCACUGAUUUAGACGAAGGCAAGUGCUAUGCAACAAUGAACAGACACGCAAUAACUUAUAUUUCAGGGACUAUAUUCGUUCCUUCCGAUCGUGAUCUUUCCGAGGAUGGAAUCAAGGAUAUUAUCAAUGAAUUUUAUGGGCCGCCUAUGAUACCCUCUGCCGUUAUGGAUGAUUUGAUGAUGCUUUAUCCUGACGACCCUGCUCUAGGAUCACCAUAUGGGACCGGGAACGAUACGUUUGGCUUUUCAUCUGGCUACAAAAGGAUGGCCGCCAUGAAUGGCGACCUGAUGUUUGAUAGUCAACGGCGCAUGAUCUUGCAGCACGCGGCGAAUAACCGUGUUAAGACAUUCGGGUAUCUGUUUUCUUGUGGUUUGCCUACCUUUUCACCUCAGUCCGGAGUGCUGCAUUCUGCAGAGAUUUCUUUCGUAUUUGGCGGGUUAGGAAUUUGGGAGGAUCGUAUGAAAGGAGCUUCGGCUGCCCAAUGGAAACUGAGUGAAACCAUGCUUGAUUAUUGGAUCUCAUUUGCGACAUCUUUGGAUCCCAACGAUGGGUUGGGUCAUGCUCGUCCAAUCUGGCCGCAGUAUUUGCCAACCAGCGAGGUUUUAUUACAGUUUGAGUGCAACAAUACGACUGUUGUCGCAGAUGAUUAUCGGCGGGAGCAAAUCGAUUAUAUCAAUUCUAAGGCUCAUGUAUUCCAUCACUGA